Glossina fuscipes is the source of this 1742-nucleotide messenger RNA. It is a transcript of the gene Cndp2, whose product is annotated as cytosolic non-specific dipeptidase. Gene Ontology annotation, biological process: proteolysis. The record is from RefSeq and is a predicted model, not a curated record. Bases 204 to 1640 code for a protein of 478 amino acids. The transcript is spliced from 7 exons. Lineage: Eukaryota; Metazoa; Arthropoda; Insecta; Diptera; Glossinidae. Gene Ontology annotation, molecular function: metallodipeptidase activity.
AGAGUUAACAAGCUAAAAGCUAAUUUUAUAAAAGCAAUAAAUAUUUAAAGUAGUUAAAAGAAAUCGUAGUCAAAUCGAAUUGUUUGAUCAAAGAGGAGGUGUUUACCGGCUUAUAAUUCUGCUUUUUUUUUCUAUUUUAUGUAUGUUUAAUUAAUUACUUACGGUUUUAAUUAUAUACAAAGUUUUUCUUUAAAAAAGAGAAAAUGUCUUUACCCAGUGAAUUGAAGCAAUUGUUCAGUUAUAUUGAUGCCAACAAGAGUCAAUAUAUUGAUGCUUUAAAAACUGCAGUCGCAAUACCAUCAGUAUCGACCUGGCCAGAUAAACGCAAUGAAGUACAACGUAUGGUUGAAUGGUGCGCAGAUAAAUUAAGGGCUUUAGGUACCGAAAUCGAAUUCGCUGAUUUGGGUGAACAAAAAUUGCUCGAUGGCAAAACCAUACCAUUACCAAAAGUCAUCUUAGGUAAACUAGGAAAGGAUCCAAAAAAGAAAACUGUUUUGGUUUAUGGCCACUUGGAUGUACAGCCUGCCUUUAAAGAAGAUGGCUGGAAUACUGAGCCAUUCAUUUUAACUGAAAUUGAGGGAAAAUUAUACGGCCGCGGUGCUAGCGAUGAUAAAGGACCUGUCUUAUGCUGGAUACAUGCAGUGGAAGCCUUUCAAAAGUUAAAUAUAGAAAUACCUGUUAAUUUGAGAUUCGUGUUUGAGGGCAUGGAAGAGAGCGGCAGCGAAGGUUUGGAUGGUUUACUAAUGAAACGAAAAAAUGACUUUUUGUCUGACACUGAUUAUGUAUGCAUAUCGGACAACUAUUGGUUGGGCAAGAAACGUCCAUGUCUAACAUAUGGUUUACGCGGCUUAGUCUAUUAUUCUGUAGAAGUAGCAUGUGCCGUCAAAGAUUUACAUAGUGGGGUAUUCGGUGGUACUGUCCAUGAAGCCAUGCCAGACUUGUGUUGGCUAUUAAGCACUUUGGUCGAUAAGAAUACGAACAUCUUAAUACCGGGCAUUGAAAGAGAUAUCGCCCCUUUGUUACACAAUGAAAAUGACAUGUAUAAAAAAAUUGAUUACGAAGUUGAAGAUUACAAGAAGGAUUUAGGUGUCGAAAAGUUACCGCACAAUGAAGACAAAACCAAAUUGUUAAUGCACAAGUGGCGUUAUCCCAGUUUAUCUAUUCACGGCAUAGAAGGAGCCUUCUACGAGCCGGGUGCAAAAACAGUAAUACCUGCCAAAGUUAUCGGAAAGUUUUCUAUGCGCUUAGUGCCAAACCAGGACCCCGACCAUGUAACUGAAUGUGUUAUAAAAUACUUGAACAAAAAAUGGGCUGAGCGCGGUUCGCCCAAUAAAAUGACGGUGAAUUUAGUUAGUGCUGGAAAACCUUGGACUGAGAAUCCAAAUCAUCCGCAUUAUGAAGCCGCUAAAAAGGCUAUAAAGCACGUUUUUAAAGUGGAACCGGAUAUGACUCGGGAAGGUGGUUCUAUACCCGUCACAUUGACUUUACAAGAAGCUACCGGCAAAAAUGUUAUACUAAUACCUGUUGGAGCGUGUGAUGACGGCGCCCAUUCACAAAAUGAAAAAAUCGAUAUCUACAAUUAUAUAGAAGGCACAAAAUUAUUAGGGGCUUAUCUCCAUGAAGUGGGCCAACUAGAUUGAAAUUUUGCUUACGCAUCCUUCGUGACAUCACUUUAGUAGCUAAACCGAGUAUUUUCCGUAUUUUUAUACAUUGUUCAAAAAUUAUUUUUUUAAUAAAAAUCU